Molecule: messenger RNA, 1749 nt
Organism: Musa acuminata subsp. malaccensis (wild Malaysian banana)
Lineage: Eukaryota; Viridiplantae; Streptophyta; Magnoliopsida; Zingiberales; Musaceae
Biological process (GO): protein transport
Source: RefSeq, a predicted model, not a curated record
GUUACCGUUGCAACUCCGCCCCCUCUAACAACGCUGCCCUCCUUCCCCACUCCGCCCUCUCUUUCUCUCUCACACGCUCACUCCAUCUCCGCCUGCUAUUGCUACCGCAAUCGAAAUGGCUUCGGAGGCCAAACCGUCGGCCGUUCGAGCGGUCCGGAAGCUGAUGGGAGCGGGCGCAUCCGCCAUCCUCGGCCGCGGCUUCAACUCCUCGAAAUGCAAGACGGAGGCGAAGAUGGCGACGGCGCGGAUAAAGCUGCUGCGGAACAAGCGGGAGGCGCAGGUGCGGCAGAUGCGGCGCGACGUCGCCAUGCUUCUCGAAUCCGGCCGCGACGAGACCGCUCGCAUCAGAGUUGAGCAUGUUAUUAGAGAACAAAAUGUUAUGGCAGCCAAUGAGAUCAUUGAACUUUUCUGUGAGCUAUUAGUGGCUCGCCUUCCUAUCAUUGCAAAACAAAGGAUUUGCCCACCAGAUUUGAAAGAAGGUAUUUCAAGCUUGAUAUAUGCUUCACCAAGGUGCUCAGAAAUUCCGGAACUUAGCAGAAUUGUUCAUAUGUUUGAAAAGAAAUAUGGAAAAGAUUUUGUAUCUGCUGCAACAGAUCUACGACCUGAGUCUGGUGUAAACUGCAUGCUUAUUGAGAAGUUAUCAGUCAGGAAGCCAACUGGUGAAAUUAAGCUGAAAGUCCUCAAGGAAAUAGCAAAGGAGUAUCGGGUUACGUGGGAUGCGGCAGAGUCUGAGCAGGAGCUUCUCAAACCUCCAGAGGAAGCUUUAGAAGGACCAUGCACCUUCACUAGUGGUGCAAGCUUCCCUGCUAAACCUACAUUGCCACUACAUGACAUACAACCAAACGAACAUUAUAUCAGGCCUAACAACAACAGAGAAGGUUCUAUUUUGCAAUUCAAUGAUCCCAUGUCGGCUGCUGAAGCUGCUGCAGAGUCUGCAGAGAAAGCAAUUCAGGCUGCACAAGCUGCAGCUCAUCUUGCCAAUCAGAAUUCUCAUUCAUUUGAUCAGCCAACGCAAAUGGACACCUUGAUAUGCAAUCUCAACAAAUUUAAUCAGCCAGAGAGACUGCAGAGACAGUCUCUCAGUUCUUGUCAACCAUAUGGAACAAAUGAUCUUUCGGAAAAUGAAGUCAAGCCCCCAGGAAAGUUUUUCAAUUCACAGAGUUUCAAUUGUUCAAACAAUAUGGAUGAUGACAGCAUGGAUACUGUCAACCUGGAUGAGAAAAGAAUACUGAGGAGGAACAGCUGCACAACACAUACUGCACAUUCAGACAUAAAGUUUGAUGAUUCAGAUGGACUCGAAUCGGAUACCGAUGAAGAACUUGAGAUGGAUUCACCUCCUCUGGAGAGUCAUCGCCCACCAAGUAGGCCUCCUCCUGUGUUGCCUUCGCAACAGGUUCAUUCUGAAGAAUCAUAUGCUGAUAGUCACCAAGAGUCAUCAAAGAAAAACUCAGGUACUCAUGUUCAUCCAAAGUUGCCUGAUUAUGAAGCUUUAACUGCCCGCUUCGAAGCACUAAAGUCGCGGAGGAUCUGAGUUAUACUGUUAAAACAUCUACAACUGAGUGCAUUCAUCUCUCCUUCAUUUACUGCAGACCGAAGCUAAAGCAUCUUGAUUGCAUACUCUACAGUUUCCUCACAUACAUCUCUAGUCCCUUACAUGUGUUCUGUGUACUUGUUGACUAGUUGAUGAGUCAUGCUGUUCUUGUUGAGGUGUUCGAGUUGAAGCUUGUUCACCUUUCGAUGGGGUAGAAG